GUUCCACUCCUCUCCGCCACUGUCAGCAGAACAUCGCCACUGCGGACCAUGCGUUCGGUGAAUGAGCAAGUUCACGGGCGCACAUGACAAUACCCUCGACCUUUGCCCGCUCCGUCGCGUGUCUUUCUCUCCCACCAACAACAACACCACUCCGAACGACCCCGCGAUACCGAUCGACAUACUUGCCCGGAAGUAGACCCGAGUCCAUGGGACUUUCAAAGAGGACGACAUCCGCGUUCAAUACAUUGUCAUACUGAGGGUAGGUAUGGAAGAUGGCGUCUCCCAGACCCCUGCUGUUGUCGACUCAGCAGUGCCAGUCGAGUCACCGCCGCCCCCGCCCGACCCCAAUUUAGACGAUGCGACUGCGACUGUCCCGCUCCACCCCUCCAAGACUGAAAAGUCCGACAUCCCGCUCCAACUCAGCAGCGAGCAUUGGAAUAUCGACUCUGUCUCAGCGCUGGGCGCGCUCCGCAUGCUCGUCGAGGCCCUGGAGCGGCUCGCAGAUGCAACGGGAAACGUUCCUCCGACACCGCCAGUCUCUCGUCCGACCACACCUCGACGUAUGGAAGCUGAGCGCGCCGCUCGCCGACCGUCUUCGACGCCAUUCAGAGCCGCCGGUGCUGGAGGACUUCCAGCGCUGGAAAUUGGAAGUCCUGAAGCGCAUCCUCACGAGCCCAUCACGGUGGAUGUCGGAUCACACGCCGAGGACAUCGCAGUGCAGCACGCCGCUAUUGCACGACGUUUCUUCUCGAAGACCGCACCGCCAUUCUCGCUCAACGAUUAUCUCCUCCGCUUCCACCACUUCUGCCCCCACUCGCCGGGCGUGUACCUCGCCGCGGUGUCAUACAUAUACCAGCUCUGCGUGUCAGAUCUGAUGGUACCUGCGACCGACCGAACGAUCCACAGACUAUCGUUGGCAGCUAUAAGAGUCGCCGCGAAAGCGCUGGAAGACAACAAGUGGGCACAAGAGCGAGUAGCCAAGGUGGGAGGUGUCAGCGGACAGCAGCUUUUGAACCUUGAAGUCACACUGUGCUUCCUUCUGGAUUUCGAGCUGUUCAUCGACGAGAAGAUCAUGGCGAGAAGGAUGUUCAUGCUGCAAGAAGCUGCACGACAAAAUGUUGGAGCAAGAGGACGAUUGAGUGAACAAUUCAAGCUCCGACUCCCGAUGCGAGUGAAAGGCAUCAAGUGAGGAAGGAAAGCGGGCGAGAUCAAUGAUCAAGCGAUGCAGAACUUCAGAAGGUGCACUAUCAGCCUGUCAUGAUGCAUACGGCUUUCUUUUGAUCCGAUGCCACACACGAGAUGCCCUGGGGCGUCUCUGAGUCUGGACGGACAACAUCAGUACAUCUUGAGCCAGUCAAGAUUUAUAUGAACGACAGGAAUGGUCAUGAAGCACGACUUCCGGAAGGGCACAUACUCAG
Messenger RNA from Zymoseptoria tritici IPO323, 1418 nucleotides. RefSeq lists its product as uncharacterized. Gene Ontology annotation, molecular function: protein kinase binding; cyclin-dependent protein serine/threonine kinase regulator activity. The record is from RefSeq and is a predicted model, not a curated record. Gene Ontology annotation, biological process: regulation of cyclin-dependent protein serine/threonine kinase activity. Gene Ontology annotation, cellular component: cyclin-dependent protein kinase holoenzyme complex; nucleus. Lineage: Eukaryota; Fungi; Ascomycota; Dothideomycetes; Mycosphaerellales; Mycosphaerellaceae. The transcript has a single exon. The coding region runs from base 266 to 1189 and encodes 307 amino acids.